Molecule: messenger RNA, 1590 nt
Organism: Maniola jurtina (meadow brown)
Lineage: Eukaryota; Metazoa; Arthropoda; Insecta; Lepidoptera; Nymphalidae
Exons: 6
Coding region: 449-1366 (305 amino acids)
Source: RefSeq, a predicted model, not a curated record
UACAGAGCUGCAGUACGCAUGCGUGAGGCCGCUCCUCCGUGACGUCACUCAGUUCUUUCUCGCAUCUCUCCGAUGCUCCUAGCUUAUUUUCGUAGUAACGCUUGAUAGUGAAUUUAAUUCUUUGUCGUGGUUCUAAAAGUUGUUUGAGUGAACAGAAAACAUUAUUCUUUGAUAUCGAAGUGGCAAGUGUUGUGAAAUUAAACUCAUUUAUUGGUAAUUGUUUCUCGCGACGUAAAAAGUUUCCUUAAUCAAUCCUUUUCGCUAUAGACUUUUGCAGCUUGUUUACACACAAAGUUUACGGCCACUCGAUAAGCGAGAGUCGUGCAGUGCAGUCGUAUCAGGGAGAUACUGUAGUGAGUUUUAUUAGUUCGGACAUCGGAUGUGUAAACGGUAAUAAUACUGAAGUGAAUUUGUUUCGGAUGUGUAAACGGUAGCGACAUAGUGCAAUAUGGAGAGCGCGGUUCACGCACCGCUGCGUGUGGGGAAGAAGAUGCGAAAAAGACGGGAGUUGGACGCUUUAGUGGGAGGCGGGGGAGCUCGAGGAGGGAGGCUGCUGUCUGCGUCUAGUGACGAAGGGGAGCCGUGGGGAAGACGGACGACGCGGCGACGUCGCUCCCGCCCGUUCCUCCGCAUCGCUGCAGCACUAGCCUUGUGUGUAUGCGUCGUGUCCGCUGCUACAGUACUAUGGCUCUUCGUGGAUGUGAGGAGGCAGAUCGUGUCUCUACGGAUAGAGAUGGACCGAGUUUCAACAAGCAGCGCAGGCGUCGGUGACGAACUACAAGUAUGCCACACACAAGCGAAAGAGUUGAGAACGAACGCGAGCGAACUAAGCGCUCGGUUAUCAAAACUGGAGCUCGAUUUUCAAGAGCUGACAAAACAAAUGACACAGACGGCGAAAGAGUUGAGCGCUGUGUCAGAGCAGCUGUCUGCAGCGCCCAAGUUAGCAGACAUGCCGCGGCGCCUGGCGGAGCUGCAGCGAACUGUGGCUGACUUCGGCUCGCAGAUCAGCGGUUUCGACACUUCACUGACAUCGGCAAAGAAGCAAGCCACCACAGCCACGUCAGGGGUCGAUGAAUUGAAGACUCUUCUAUCACACCUCGAAGGCAGAACAAACGAGACAAUCGCCAACCUUACCGCGUCCUCUAAGAAGGAGGAUGAACUGAAGGAACAAAUGACCUCCUUGAAUACUACUCUAGUGAGCAGAAUCGAGGGGCUGCAGGCCAAAAUUGAUGAUAUGACAAAGCUGUCAAGUACAGCGGCACCCGUGAGCUCGACGACGACGGCAGCGCCGAGCGCGGCGCCCGCGCCCCACGCCCUCAACGCCACCAUCCCACCCGGACCAGCUAAACCAUUCGUGCUCCAAUGAAGACUAAACAACUAGAAUUAACUAUACAACUCAACGAGUCAAAUUAAAGUAAGGGUUGCUCAUAAACUUGUCAACGUCCACACGACAAAUAUUAUUUUUCCAAAAAAAAAAUUGACGUCAAAAAAUAUACCAUCCAGUUUAAAGUAAGGUAAAGAAUGAUAUUUUUCGCGGGAUUUCUAACAGGAGUUUAUCAUAAGUGCACUUGUACUCUAGUCCAGUCUAUU